This is a messenger RNA of Chrysemys picta bellii (western painted turtle), 3133 nucleotides long. Its product is annotated as LON peptidase N-terminal domain and RING finger protein 1-like. Lineage: Eukaryota; Metazoa; Chordata; Testudines; Emydidae. The record is from RefSeq and is a predicted model, not a curated record. Gene Ontology annotation, molecular function: ubiquitin protein ligase activity; protein binding.
UUAUGUAAUGUAGUUUUGUGCAAGCAACAAAAGCGAUGGCGAGCCGGGGGGAGGGGGCCAACGCCCCCUCCCCUCCCCCCGACAAAUCGCUCCUCGGGGAUGGAGCUGGGCUGCUCCAGCCCUGGGGAAGUGACUGCACCCACCUGCCCCCCCCGCCUUCCUCCCAGGGAAGAGGAGGGUGGGAGGAGCAGCCUCCUCCCCCAGGCAGGGCGGCAGAAGGGAUGCGAAAGGGGAGAUCCGGGGAAACCUGUCAGAGCGGGUCCGAGACGGUGACCCCGACACGCAGGCCGGCGAGGGGGUGUCACCCGCGGGCAGCCCGAGCGAGCCCCGCUGCCCCCGGGGGCUGUGCCAGCCAGGCGAGGAUGGGCUGAGGGGCGCGGAGGGCCCUUGGGUGCUUCGCUCGGGUGCGCGGCUUUCAGCCCCUCGCCUUGUCUCGGGCCACCCCCCGCCCCAGUGUCCCUGGCCCUGCGGGGGCCCGGAGCCUGUGGCGGGGCGGAAAUCCAGCCCGUCCCCCGCGCCCCGGGCAGCCCGGCUCCAGGGGCGCAUCCCGGCGCGCUGCUGCCCGGGAGAGGGUCGCGGUAGCUCCCCGCCGCCUCGGGCCGGGGCCAGAGCCGGAGCGAUGGACGUUUUCCUCUGCCCCGCGUGUCGGCUUGUCCUGUGGGACCCGGUGACCGUCUCCUGCGGCCAUUCCUUCUGCAAGCGGUGCCUGGGCGAGGCGCUGCCCUCCCGCUGCCUCGUGUGCCGGGGGCGGCUGAGGCUCCCGGGCUCCAGAGCGGUGCAUUGUAACGUCCUGUUGGGCAGCCUGCUGGAGAAGUGCCUGGCCCGGGACACCCAGCUGGCCCGGCUGCAAAGCCACGCGCAGGAGCUGCUCCGGGGCCGGGACUACCGGGCUGCUCUGAGGACCACCCAGAAAGGGCUCGAACUGGCUCCUGAUGAUGUUUCGCUGAGGCUGUGCCGCUCGGAGGCGUAUGUGGCCCUGCAGCAGUACUCAGAGGCGCUGGAGGAUUUGGAGGUGGUGUGCCGGAGUGAGCCAGAAGAGUGUGAGGGCUAUUUCCGGAAAGGGAAGGUGCUGCUGGAGUUGGGAGAGAAGUCCGAAGCCUUGCUGCAGUUCCACCAUUGCCUUACACUCAAUCCCAGCUUCCCUGCCGCUCAGCACGAGAUGGAAAAGAUCCUCACACAGGCUGACUCCCCACUCCCAGGCACUGUCGUGGAGCUACUGAGUGCUGCCAGCCUGGACUUUAAAAGCUCCAACUCAGGGAAGGAAGAAGCAGACCCUCUGCUGAGGCCCUCUUCCGGAGGAGAGUACGGGCAGGAUCCAGAGAGAGAGACGGAGGAUGGGAAGGAGGAAGCUUUGUCUGAACAUAGCCAGUUCGAGCCUCAAAGUCCCCAGCAGCCUGCCUGGUGGCCGAGGAGACGGAAAGACUCAGGGACUUCAGCAGAGAGGCAAGAGGGGAUAUCAUUAGGUAUUGGGGAGGAAACGGCAGACACAGCAGCAGCAAAAUCUCGCCAUCGCCACGAGCCAGAGCUUAGGGACCUACUGAGCGUGUCUGACCUGGAGUGCUCCCUCUGCAUCCGGAUGUUCUUUGAGCCAGUGACCACGCCCUGCGGCCACACCUUCUGCAAGGAGUGCCUGGAGCGCAGUCUAGACCACAGGCCCAACUGCCCACUCUGCAAACAGAGCCUGAGAGAGUAUUUGAAGGCUGGGAAGUACAACCCCACCGUGCUGCUGGUGGAGAUCAUGGUGGCCACCUUUCCCUCGCAGCUGGCAGACAGAAAACGGGUGCAUGAGGCUGAGAUGGCAGAGCUCUCAAACCUGACCAAGAACAUCCCCAUCUUCGUGUGCACCAUGUCUUUCCCGGGCAUCUCGUGCCCACUGCACGUCUUUGAACCUCGCUACCGUCUCAUGAUGCGGAGGUGCCAGGAGACCGGCACGAAGAUGUUUGGCAUGUGUAUGUAUGAGAAUGGGAAGAGUUUCGCGGACUACGGCUGCAUGUUGGAGAUUCAGCACAUAGAGUUCUUGGCUGACGGGCGAUCCCUGGUGGACACGAUAGGAAGGCGUCGGUUCCGGGUGCUGAGACGGGGACACAGGGACGGCUACAACACUGCUGAUAUCGAGUACCUGGAGGAUGAGAAGGUGGAAGGGGAAGAGCUGGCUGAGCUGCAGCAUCUGCACGAAUGCACCUACCGGCAGGCGCAGAAGUUUUGUGAACAUGGGGAUGCCGCCUUGAGGCAGAUUCUGAUGCGCCGCGGACCCCUGCCUGAGAAGGAAGAGGACAUCCAGGCCACCAAAGAUGGACCAGCUUGGUGUUGGUGGCUUAUUUCCAUCUUGCCCCUGGACCCAUCCGAUCAGCUCCGGCUCUUUGCCACCACCUCGCUGCGGGCCCGCCUCACUCAGCUGAAGCACAUCCUGACCGGCAUUCUGCAGCGCCGCGAUUACGGCCACCAACUCGCAGACCUCCGCCCGAGAGGCAGGAUCUAAAAUCCAGGGCAUUGCCGGUGCCUUGGCCAACUCGACAAGCACUUUGGGAGGGCCGGCCACGGGUGGGAUGGAGAUGUCGCCCGUUUUAUUUCUGUGUUUGGCCUCCAUGUUUUUACUGUCUUUUCUUCCUCACACUGACCUCAGCAGCCGGCCGCGCGCAAGCCUCUCCGGCAAACAGAGCUGGAAAGGGCAUGCAGUGGCAGCGAGAGUCCUUGAUCGAUUAGUGAUACCAUGCCGUCCAUGCAGUCUUGAUAAGCUGCUUAGGGGAUUUAGGAGCAUCUCACUAGGUCUGAGGAAAGUAGCAAGUCUGAAGGUGGGGCCAGGCUAAGGACACUGGAUUGCCUCUAUGAGCCAGAGCCCCAUGCCAAGUUAUUUUGGUAUCAAGAAAUCUCGAGGGCAACUAGAAAUGAAUGCCAGGUGUCGCGUUGUUUUGGACUCUUCCACAUUCAGGGUCACUAGUGUUUGCUAGCUUGUCCCAGUCUCUGCACGCUAGGUGAGGAAAAGGGGCUUUAAAUCAUUGGAAGUGUUGUAACAGGAGGGGGGAGGUUUCAGUGGCUUCCCGUGAGUUAGAAUUGGUGCCUUUAAUCAUGAGUUUGAUCUGAGAGUCCAUAAAAAAGAGAAUUACGUUAAAUUAAUUAAAUUAAAUAAAAUAAU